Phragmites australis (common reed) is the source of this 1693-nucleotide messenger RNA. RefSeq names its product putative magnesium transporter MRS2-G. Gene Ontology annotation, molecular function: magnesium ion transmembrane transporter activity. Lineage: Eukaryota; Viridiplantae; Streptophyta; Magnoliopsida; Poales; Poaceae. The record is from RefSeq and is a predicted model, not a curated record. The transcript is spliced from 4 exons. Bases 1 to 1440 code for a protein of 479 amino acids. Gene Ontology annotation, biological process: magnesium ion transport.
AUGGGGAAGCGAUCUGGCGGCAGGAAGCUGCCGUUCUUCGGCUCAUCCUCGUCCUCCAACAGGAGGUCCCGCUCUGCACGCCGCCUCCCCUCCCUCCCCAAGCCCCGCGCGGCGGCGGCUCCUCCCGCCUCGCCGGCCCCGGCCCCUCCCGCCUCGCCGGCCCCGGCCCCGACCGCCGCGGCGGGGCAGGCCGCCCAGCCGCCUCCUCCCCUCGCCCCCGCCACUGCCGCGGGCAGCGGGGGGGUCGUGUCGGGGAAGGUCGGCAAGAAGAAGGCCGGCGCGCGCCUGUGGAUGCGACUGGACCGGUGGGGCGCCUCCGAGAUUGUCGAGCUCGACAAGGCCUCCAUCAUCCGCCGCGCCGGCGUGCCCCCGCGCGACCUCCGCGUCCUCGGCCCCGUCUUCUCCCACGCCUCCAACAUCCUCGGUAGAGAGAAGGCGAUGGUGAUCAACCUCGAAUUCAUCAGAGCGAUAGUUACGGCCGAGGAGGUCCUCCUAUUGGACCCUCUCGCGCACGAGGUGCUCCCUUUCGUUGACCAAUUGAGGCAGCAUCUCCCUCUAAGGAGUCUUGUGAGUAGGAAUGGUGAAUGUGCCGGUGAUGGCCAUCGGGAAAAGCAGGACGGCUCACCUGGAGGUCAGGUGCCCUGUCUUAAUGCGGCGACCGGGGCGGAGCACGAGCUGCCAUUCGAGUUCCAGGUACUGGAGGUCGCCCUCGAGGCCGUGUGCUUGGCUCUGGACUCGAGCGUGGUUGAUCUUGAGAGGCACGCUACUCCGGUGCUUGAUGAGCUGACCAAGAAUGUGAGCACAAGGAACCUCGAGCGUGUGCGGAGCCUCAAGAGUGAUCUUACCCGUCUGCUUGCCCGUGUGCAGAAGGUCAGAGAUGAAAUAGAACAUCUUCUGGAUGAUAACGAAGAUAUGGCACAUCUGUAUCUAACAAGGAAGCAAGUACAAAACCAGCAGGUUGAGGCUAUAAUGUCAUCUGCUGCUUCCAAUAGCAUUGUUCCUGCCAGAGCAAGUCUGGCCAGGCUGAACUCUAGCUUUUGGCACAGCGUGAGCAUUGCUACAAGUAUGCAUUUGGACAAUGAUGUAGAAGACCUUGAGAUGUUGCUUGAGGCUUACUUCAUGCAGUUGGAUGGAAUACGCAACAGAAUUUUGUCGGUUCGGGAGUAUAUUGAUGACACAGAAGACUACGUGAACAUUCAGCUUGACAACCAGCGUAAUGAACUCAUUCAGCUCCAGCUUACGCUGACCAUUGCAUCCUUUGGCAUAGCUGCCAACACUUUCAUAGUUGGGGCUUUUGCGAUGAACAUCCCAAGCUCUCUGUACAACAUCACCGACGGCAGCCUCUUUUGGCCAUUUGUUGGGGGCACCUCAUCGGGUUGCUUCAUAAUCUUCAUCGUCUUGUUAGGCUACGCCUGGUGGAAGAAAUUGCUGGGUCCUUGAACCAGUAGUGAAGGCAGCCCAUGUGGGAGAGCCUUGUCAUGGUGGCAGAAAUGGAGCAUUCAUUCUAAGGAUCGAGUAGAGCCGUGGGAAUAGCGAAAACAAAUCUGGUAUAUGAUGUCUCAUGAGUAGUAAAUAAGUACACUGUAAAUUUUCUUUGUCAUAAAUUACACGACGAGAUGAUGUUGUGAUCAUACGCUUUCACGUUAACAUUAACAGAUGUAGCUCUUGCUGGCAAUGAAAAAUUGUUAUGAAA